AUGGUCUCCAUUUACAUCUGUGUGCCGUGCCGGGUGCACCUUGCCGCAGCAGUGCCCACAAUCUGGCCUGGUACGAGGCACCCAACAGGAGGCUACCGACAAAAGGGCACGGAGGAGUCGAGGUUCGCAGGGGUCGGGGUCCACAACGGGUCCUACUACUGCGAGUCGCAAGGGCGCAUCGUGUGCAGCGUGCGCGUGUUUGGGCUGUUACGUUGCGACAGCCACUGCUAUGGCUAUGCUGGCGAGCGUGGCCCAAGAGAGGAUGCGAACGACAACGAGGUCAGUGACAUGUCCAACCCAAGCGAGGUGGUUGAAACCAUCCCUUGGGAAAUCGAAUGA
Messenger RNA from Colletotrichum destructivum, 339 nucleotides. RefSeq lists its product as uncharacterized. NCBI's taxonomy places the organism in Eukaryota, Fungi, Ascomycota, Sordariomycetes, Glomerellales, Glomerellaceae. The record is from RefSeq and is a predicted model, not a curated record. The transcript is spliced from 3 exons. The coding region runs from base 1 to 339 and encodes 112 amino acids.